Messenger RNA from Pseudomassariella vexata, 1518 nucleotides. RefSeq lists its product as uncharacterized. Lineage: Eukaryota; Fungi; Ascomycota; Sordariomycetes; Amphisphaeriales; Pseudomassariaceae. Gene Ontology annotation, molecular function: oxidoreductase activity, acting on NAD(P)H. The coding region runs from base 475 to 1518 and encodes 347 amino acids. The transcript has 4 exons. The record is from RefSeq and is a predicted model, not a curated record.
UCGGGCCGUGUCUCUGUUGAUGAACACCGUUCAUACACAUAUCGGACUCGCAAAGGAUUCGAUCUGUAUCGCAUUAAGAUCAUGACUUGAAAUGGCGAGGGCUAGCCAUGGGAAAGGGGAUUGUAGUUAUGGAAAAGUAUAUAGGCCAUGGCCAUCGCAUACUGGUCUGAUCUGUCACUUGCACGUUCCUCGAAAACCAGUUUGAAACAUCAUAUUUUCCAGCUUUUUAGUGGCAUCAAGCAUAAUCACACUUCUUCAAAUUCACACCUUCCUUUACCAAAAUGCCAGAAAAUAGAGCGGACCUUCCUCGAAGGCGCCCAAACCCGCCCCCUCUCCAUCAAGCCAGCCCCGUACACCCCACUCGGCCCAGACCAAAUCGUCAUCCGCAACGGCGCCUUCGCCCUAAACCCCCUCGAGUAAAUCAAGCAACAACUAGGAAACUUCGUCUACGGCUGGGUAAAAUAACCAUUCGUCAUGGGCAGCGAUGUCGCCAGCACCGUCGUGGAAGUCGGCUCCAACGUUACACGCUUCAAGGUCGGCGACCGCGUUCUGGGCCACGCCCUGGGCAUGGAGAAGAAGUACGACAUGUCGGCCAUGUGCGGAUUACAGCUUUACAUCGUGCUGUUCGUCAAGAUGACUAGCCCAAUACCCGAUGCGUUGCAGUUUGAGAGGGCGACUACUGUUCCAGCAAGGAAUUUCGAACUUGUCAAGUCAUUAGGAGCCAAGAAGGCUUUCGAUCAUAAAAGCAAGACGGUCGUGCAGGAUAUCGUGCGCGAGUGCCAGGGCGUGAAGAUGGCAGAGGCGAUGUCCAUCGGCGACGGCGCGGCGGAGGGCUGUGUCAAAGUGCUCGGACAAUGUGAGGGCAAUAGUUUUAUUUCCCAGGUUCGCUCCCCGACGCCAAAGAAUAAGGACGCUGGGGGCCUGGUUCGGGCUUGGUGCUUCAUGUCAUCCAUGGCAUUGUUGUGGGUCAAGGGUAAGAGCAACGGUGUGCGGACCAAGUUCGUCUGGGUGCUAGAGUCUAGGUUUCCAGGCCGUUCUCCCUUUGUCUACGCCCUUGAAGAUCCAUUAUACUCUUUCUUUGGAACACAUAACAUUCUCUCAGCUCACACCAAAAGCAAAGCCAUCGAAGACAACACCGCUUCAAGCAAAUCACCCGCACUGAACCUACUCAAAUACAGCUCAUUAGAACUAGAAGAUAUGGCGACAUAUAGCCUUUUCGCGCGCUGGGCAAUGAAGAAGAACAUGAACACGUCUAAUCGUAAGCGGAACUCUGAAAACCAGGCGGGCCCUACUAGUCGUGCAAAGCGGUCGAGGAAGACACUACUUCUAGCAGCCUGGAGAGCUUACUCCCAUACACGGUCCCAGAAUCGGUUCGAGGGUGUUGAAGGGGACGAAGAAGAGGGAAGAGACAGUGUCCGCAAUGAGGACCACGAUAACAACAGUGUAUACCAGACAACGGCUGCUGCCGCAAAAUACCCUAGAGAAAAGGAGCCGAGUGCUGUCGCUACUCCCACCUAG